This is a messenger RNA of Corythoichthys intestinalis (scribbled pipefish), 4668 nucleotides long. RefSeq names its product probable histone deacetylase 1-B. Lineage: Eukaryota; Metazoa; Chordata; Actinopteri; Syngnathiformes; Syngnathidae. The record is from RefSeq and is a predicted model, not a curated record. The transcript is spliced from 14 exons. Gene Ontology annotation, biological process: negative regulation of transcription by RNA polymerase II. The coding region runs from base 179 to 1648 and encodes 489 amino acids. Gene Ontology annotation, cellular component: NuRD complex; nucleus. Gene Ontology annotation, molecular function: histone deacetylase activity.
UGCUUUCUUUUUCUCGGGCGCGCGUGCGCAUUGAGGCCGCGUGUGCAAACAGCUUCGAGGUCCCUCCACACUUCGCGCAUUCCGCAUCCGUUUGAACGCUUUUACAAAUCGUCCGUCCUCCUCUUGUCGCUGCAACCUCCCGCGGGUGAGCAGUUAAAGCCAAGCAAAACGGAAUAAAAUGGCGCUUAGUCAAGGAACAAAGAAAAAAGUUUGCUACUACUACGACGGUGAUGUUGGAAAUUAUUACUAUGGCCAGGGGCACCCCAUGAAGCCCCAUCGCAUACGCAUGACACACAACUUGCUGCUCAAUUAUGGCCUUUACAGAAAAAUGGAGAUAUAUCGUCCACACAAAGCCAGUGGUGAGGAAAUGACCAAGUAUCACAGCGAUGAUUACAUCAAAUUCCUGCGCUCCAUCCGUCCAGACAACAUGUCAGAGUACAGCAAACAAAUGCAGCGAUUCAAUGUAGGAGAAGAUUGUCCAGUGUUUGAUGGCUUAUUUGAGUUCUGCCAACUUUCAGGUGGUGGCUCUGUUGCCGGUGCUGUCAAAUUGAACAAACAGCAGACAGACAUAGCGAUCAACUGGGCAGGUGGCCUGCAUCACGCCAAGAAAUCAGAGGCCUCUGGAUUUUGCUACGUCAAUGAUAUUGUCCUCGCUAUAUUGGAGUUAUUGAAGUACCACCAGCGAGUUCUCUAUAUUGAUAUCGACAUCCAUCACGGAGACGGUGUGGAGGAGGCAUUCUACACCACAGAUCGUGUCAUGACUGUGUCAUUCCACAAGUAUGGAGAGUACUUCCCUGGGACCGGUGACCUUAGAGACAUUGGUGCUGGGAAGGGAAAGUAUUAUGCUGUGAAUUAUCCUCUGAGAGACGGAAUUGAUGAUGAGUCUUAUGAAGCCAUAUUCAAGCCUAUUAUGGCCAAGGUGAUGGAGAUGUACCAGCCCAGUGCUGUGGUUCUGCAGUGUGGAGCAGACUCGCUUUCAGGCGACAGACUCGGCUGCUUUAACCUAACCAUUAAAGGACAUGCCAAGUGUGUGGAGUACAUGAAAAGCUUCAACCUGCCCCUUCUCAUGCUGGGCGGAGGCGGCUACACCAUUCGAAACGUAGCGCGCUGCUGGACCUAUGAAACUGCUGUCGCACUUGAUACAUCAAUCCCUAAUGAACUCCCAUACAAUGACUACUUUGAGUACUUUGGACCAGACUUCAAGUUGCACAUCAGCCCCUCCAACAUGACCAAUCAAAAUACCAACGAUUAUCUGGAGAAGAUAAAGCAGCGUCUAUUUGAGAAUCUACGGAUGCUGCCACACGCCCCAGGCGUACAAAUGCAGGCCAUCCCAGAAGACGCAGUACAGGAGGAUAGUGGAGAUGAGGAAGAGGAGGAUCCAAACAAACGCAUCUCCAUCCGCGCUCACGACAAGAGGAUAGCGUGUGAGGAGGAGUUCUCUGAUUCAGAGGACGAAGGUGAAGGAGGCCGCAGAAACACAGCUAACUUUAAGAAGGCCAAGCGAGCCAAGACCGAUGGAGAGAAAGAGAGUGAGGAAAAGGAGAAGAAAGGUGAGGAGGAAACAAAAGAAAUAAAAGAUGAAGAGAAAACGCCAGAGGAUGAAAAAAUGGACACAUCAAAGCCAAAAGAGGAGUCGAAGACACCUUAAAGUCCUUCCCACACAAUGAUGCAGACACUGAGAAGAAACGAUCUUAAAGCAACAUUGUCUUUUUAUACUUUGUGGGUAAGGGAGGAUUGCUUCUGUGGAAUAGGUUAUUAAAUGGGACAGGAAUUUUUUUUCAUCCUUGGACACUUUUCCAAUAUUACUGUUUAUGAGCCGAAGUCAGAAUAAGUGUUUUGUAAGCUUUUCUUCUUAACCUUAACUUUUUCUGCUCCAACACUUGCAUUUCUUUUGUCAUACAACUUUUUUAAAAUGGCUUGGCAAGUUAUGGUUUUAUAUCUCAUGAAUUUAAUUUAUUUAAAUCAUAGAUACUUUGACCCUUUACCCCUUUUUGGAUUUUUGUCUUUCAGUCCCAGUUAUGUCCUGUGCCUUUGAGAGUAUAGUUCUUGCAUGUUUGUAUAAUAGAGCCUUUUCUAUAAUACUUCUGUUUCAGUGGUCUUCCCUCCUAGCUUUUCUGUACAUGUGGUUUUAAGAUUUAAGUAUUAUUUAGUUUGUGUGCUGUCAUUCGAAGCUCAGCAAAGUAUCAAAUGUUUGAAUAUGGAAACGUGGCAAGUUCAGUGAAAUCAAUUUAUAGUAUUUGGUAUUCUAAGAACAUAUUAUAAUGCUUUUUAGUCUUUCAAAAGAUUUUUUAUAUCAAAUAGCCAGAGAUAAUGUAUUUUUCUAAAGGCAGUUUAAUGAAAAAGCUGAACACCACCCUGUAUUACAAUUUUUAGACACAAUCUGAUCAUUACAUAAAAUGGCAGUCUGUUAACAGGUAUGUACAGUGCUGGCCAAAAGUAUUGGCACCCCUGCAAUUCUGUCAGAUAAUACUCAAUUUCUCUUAGAAAAUGAUUGCAAUUACAAAUGCUUUGGUAGUAAUAUCUUCAUUUAUUUUGCUUGCAAUGAAAAAACACAAAACAGAAUGAUUUUUUUUAUUUUUAAAUCAUUAUCUUUUUAUACAAAACUCAAAAAAUGGGCCGGACAAAAGUACUGGCACCCUCAGCCUAAUACUUGGUAGCACAACCUUUAGACAAAAUAACUGCAAACAACCGCUUCUGGUAUCCAUCAGUGAGAUUCUUUCAAUGCUCAGAUGGAAUUUUAGACGUUUCUUCUUUGGCCAUUUGCUCCAGGUCUCUGAGAUCUCUAGGGUGCCUUCUCCAAACUGCCAUUUUCAGAUCUCUCCACAGGUGUUCUAUGGGAUUUAGGUAAUUGUUUGCCACUUUAAAAGUCUCCACUGCGUUCUCUCAAACCGUUUUCUAGUGCUUUUUAAAGGGUGUUUUGAGUCAUUGUCCUGCUGGAAGACCCAUGACCUCUGAGGGAGACCCAGCUCUCACACUGGGCCCUACAUUAUGCUGCAAAAUUUGUUUAUAGUCUUCAGACUUCAUAAUGCCAAGCACACGGUCAAGCAGUCCAGUGCCAGAUGUGGCAAAGCAACCCCAAAAUAUCAGGGAACCUCUGCCAUGUUUGACGAUGGGGAGUGUUCUUUUCUUUGAAGGCCUCAUUUUUUUCCCGUGUAAACUCUAUGUUGACGCCUUUUCCCAAAAACCUCUACUUUUGUCUCAUCAGACCAGAGAACAUUGUUUUUGGCUUUUUCAGGUAAGUUUUGACAAACUCCAGCCUGGCUUUUUUAUGUGUCUGGGUCAGAAGUUUGGUCUUCCUGGGUACCCUACCAUAGAGUCCCUUUUCAUUCAGACGCCGAUGGAUAGUACGGGUUGACACUGUUGCACCCUCGGACUGCAGGAUGGCUUGAACUUGCACCACCCACACAAUCUUUCAUUGAAAUCUCAAUUUUUCUUUUCUGUCCACAUCUAGGGAGGUUGGCCACAGUGCCAUGGGCUUUACUUAUUGAUGACAAAGGAACAUUCAGGUCUUUGGUGAUGGACUUGUAGUCUUGUGAUUGCCCAUGCUUCCUAACAAUUUAGCUUCUCAAGUACUCAGACAGUUGUUUGGUCUUUUUCUCAAUGCUCAGUGUGGUACACACAAGGACACAGGACAAAGGUUGAGACAACUUUAAUCCAUUUUAACUGGCUGCAAGUGUGAUUUAGUUAUUGCCACCACCUGUUAUGUGCCACAGGUAAGUAACAGGUGCUGUUAAUUACACAAAUUAGAAAAGAAUCACAUGAUUUUUCGAAGGGUGCCAAUACUUUUGUCUGGCCCAUUUUUGGUUUUGUGUAAAAUGAUUAUCUAAUUUUUUUUCCAUUCUCUUUUGUGUUUUUUGAUUGCAAGCAAAAUAAAUGAAGAUAUUACUACCAAAGCUUUUGUAAUUGCAAUCAUUUUCUGGGAGAAAUUCAGCUUUAUCUGACAGAAUUGCAGGGGUGCCAAUAAUUUUGGCCAGCACUUUAUGUAUGCAGGGAAAAUAUUCAACUCUGAUGUCUGUCACUCAAAAUGUUAGGCUUAUGUAUCGUUUAAACCUAGUCAUGUCCCCAAAAAAUAUUUUCCCCUCCUCAAAUUCAUGCAUUGCAAAAGCCCCAUUAAAAAAGUCGUCCACAUACUACCCCUGACAAAAAAAUUAUGAAAUCACUAGUGUUGAUGGCUGUUCACUCAGUGAUUUUGUGUUCCAAAAAAAAAAGCUAACACAAAACUUUUGUGAUUACAAAUAUGUUUCUGGCUUUAAGAAACAUUAAAUCAUGAGAAAUAAAAUGUGGUUGUUACAGAACGAGCAGAGAAAAAAAACUGCAGAUUGAAGGAGCUAUUCUUAUACUGGUAUUAUGAUAUAAUGUGGGAGUACAAUGAAAAAGUUUGAGGAGAUGUGCAAAUAUUUUUUUUCAUGGCAGUAAAGACACCAAAUCUUAUUGAUUCAACAUUCUCAUAGCCAAUGGCUCUGCUCUGCUGCUGGAGCACCACUUCCAAGCAGUUCAUCUUGCUCCACAGCCUCAGGGUCAAGCUCGGUCGGCUGCUCUGAAGCAGGCGAGUGGGCAAUUACAACUGCUCUUUGCAUGCGGACCUUAAACAAUAUAGCAUUUGUAAAACAGAAGAAAAACAAUUGAGAUCCAACCUAGAAUGCCUGAAUUAAAAUUAAUUUGACAGUA